UGAUAAUGCGAUAGUGUUGGUCUGUGCUUAGCACUUGAUAAAAGAUAGCGGUGACUGAACAGAUGCCAGUACUCACCCGCAGUUCGACCUGUCGGUUAAUCGGUCCCGCGUACUCGCCCCGUGUUUGCAUCCACGCACAUUACAUAGAAAGUGACACGGACGGGAUCGCCAACGAAUUUCGACGCCCGUUCCCUUUUAACGAGUUAUCUCACGAUCCGACGAAUAAUGAAUUCAGGUGCGUUUGGUGCGAUGACAAAGUUAUAGAAGUUUCGAAGAUGAGAGGAAGCUGCGAGAUCUGGUCCAAUCGUUUGUCCAUCAUCCGAGAAAAUCGCAUUGCACGAGGUUCCAGGUCAGCGAAACAAGUCCUUUCGGUAGGAUGAUAACUGCGAUCAAAAGGCAGUACUACUUCAAGAAAAUCCGCUGCAAAUCUUGAUUAUCAACGAGGCGAUCAUCCGAAUCUGAUCUUCGACAAGCUUGAAUGAAAUUCGAAUCGACGAUGUCCAAUCAUGAUUAAGAUAUUAGACAGUGUUCUAGCAGCGCAGUUAAACAUCGAGAGAUAAGAGGAAUCGUCGGGAAGAAGAGAAGGAAUCAUCGUUGUCUGGACAAAAGGACAUCGUCUAGGCUCUCGACUCUCAAGCCGAUUUGAAUUGAACUUGACGAGGACGUGUGAUUGCAAUUGAAACUCAAUUGGAAUACCAAAGAAACAGGCUUCCUGGCGAAUAAUGACGGGCACCCGGUGGACUCGGACUCGAGCUCGGCCUAAAGGCGUGCACCACCAAAGCGAGCGUCAUACUACAGCCUCGAAUCAUGCAUGAUGAGUAGCGCGACUAGGCUCGAUGAGGAUUGGAUGAGAAUGGUCGAGUUACGAGGUGGUACCGGAAUGACGAGCGGGUUGAGCGCGCGUUCAUCCAGUCGUCUCCAUUACAUGAUACUCACGAUUUUGGACACGGUGUUCUCUGCCACUGUGGCCGCACCAGCCGUUGUCGGUUACUGGAGAGGCACCUGGGGCCUCAGCGACGUCUACGUCUACCCGAAGGACCCGGUGCUGAGCAGCCUGACCUCGAUAGUGAUCGGUUUCGUGGGGUUGUACGCGUUCAACGUGUCCCAGAACAUUCUCAAUGAGAUUCUGCACCCGGACAAACACAGACUCUCGUACUAUAUUGGCUCUAGGUUGUACACGGCCGUGUUCGGGUUUUGCUGCGUAAAUGCAUGGCGCGGCGCGUGGCAGGCCCUCGACCUGUACACGGAACACACGGCGAGCACCGUUUUCGCAACAACCGCGGUCAGCUUGCUCGCACUGGCCAUCAUGCGAGCCGUCAGAAACAUUUCCGCGCCGCCGUUCUCGCUUUGCUUGGAUUCGUGUCCGGGAUACUUCGAAGUACAGACCAUGUUCCGCGUGAACGAAACAAGUGUCGAGAAAUGUCAUGAGAAGUUAAAAAAUAAUACAAACACGAGGGACUGGUUGUUAUACUUAUUGGACUGUGCCUUCAGCGUCGGAGUGGUCGGUACGCUGGUAGUGUUUGUAUGGAGAGGUGCCUGGAUACUUUUCGAAAUCUACCUAUUCCCCGAUGAUCGAAAGUAUUCCGCCAUCGGAUCCCUUGCCAUCGGAUACGUGAUAGUGACUGUGACGUUCUCGCUGCAACCGUUAAUGCGAUACGUGUGCGCCCGUCUUCAAGGCUUGGCCCGUUUGAUAGCGGCGGACGGAUUCCUCUUGCUUAGCUUCCUGGGCACGGUAAACGUUUGGCGCGGCAUCUGGACCGUGCUCGAUAUAUGGCUAGUGCCCGAAAACAAGGAAUUAUCCUGCUGGAUCACCCACGUCGGAUGCUUUGUGUUCCUUGUACUUCUUAACUGCAGCAACUCGAUUCUCGUUCGCGGCAUUUAUAUCGACGCCGAGGAGGAUGACGGCAAAUGCGUCGCAUUCCCUUGCCACUAUCUUCGAUUAUUCUUCAAGGUCGAACGCGAAAGGAAGGAAGCAAGACGACGAAAUCUGCUGGUCGCCUCGAAGGACUUCCGACCUCGGCCAGACGGCAACGCCAAAGACACGGAAAACGGAGCACUCUUGCCUAACAGCACUACCACCACUAUCCUACCGUCAAACCCGGAAUCUCUCGUCUAAUUUCAAAGGACAGCACUGCGAAUAUUUCUCACGUCAGAUCGUCGUACAGCAUCGAAACGAACAAACGAAGACGAAAUCGUCGGGAGGACAAAGGAUUUCAAGUCCCAGAAGAUGAACCGUGCUCUCAAAAUCAGUGACGAUGGUGAAGUGAAACUUUCCGCGGGCUUCAUAUUGAAGUCGUCGAGAAAUUUAUUAAAGCAUUCACAACUAUGUAAUAGAAUAGGUAGACCGAAGACGAGGUAGACAAGUAGUCGCGAUAGCCGUAUAGAUCGACAGAUAAACGUAUGUAGAUAGACACGCAAAAUAUACGCUUAGGGUACCGAUUUAAAUUAGACGAACAAACCGAUUGACGAGGAAACGAGAGGAUCCGAGUCGGAUGAUGGAUUCCAGUGAAUGGCUGUGAACGAGUGCGAUUAUAAAUCGUGAAACGCGUUUGUACAUAAGGGACGAAGAGGAUAUUGUAUGUACAUAAUUGUAUCUAUGCGUCUAAUCGUGUAACCGAACUAACAGCGCGCGUCCUUGCAAUUGAGUCGACGAAGGCCGUGACGAAACGAAGGAGGAACACGUUCUUCGUCUACGCAAGGGUGUACGCACACGCAUCAGUUGCGUGUUGCAACGUAAAUCGCACACUGUACGCGUGUGCACGCGUACGUAUCUAUAGACACGUGCACGCACGCGAUUACGCAAUGAUUCAUUCAGAAUGAUUUCGUGUGACAAAUCGUGCGCCUUGAUUCGAGUUCGUCAGACCGGAUCAUUUUGUAUACGUAUCUCGUGGGACGUUAAUUUAAAUGUAUGGACGAUUCAACGAGAGUUUAACUACUGAAAGUAUCGAUUAUCCGUAAACCGUAAACUCUAACGCGAUCGAUUUAUUAUUAUUAAUAAAGACUCGUUGUUACUUCAAA
This is a messenger RNA of Ceratina calcarata, 3018 nucleotides long. RefSeq lists its product as uncharacterized. Gene Ontology annotation, biological process: neuromuscular synaptic transmission; clustering of voltage-gated calcium channels; neuron-neuron synaptic transmission. Lineage: Eukaryota; Metazoa; Arthropoda; Insecta; Hymenoptera; Apidae. Gene Ontology annotation, cellular component: presynaptic membrane. Bases 812 to 2116 code for a protein of 434 amino acids. The transcript has 5 exons. The record is from RefSeq and is a predicted model, not a curated record.